AUGAUCGACCCGCCAUCCAUCCCACCCUCACAGCUCUUGUCUUGUCCACUAUCGUCAGCAGCAGCGCUAUGCUCUCCAUUACUACCCUCUCCAACGCGUCUAUCACUAGUAUGUCAGCGCCCUCUUUUCCACAUUAUCGCUAGCAGUAACAUGUCUACAGCCCUGCGAACUCCGUGUCCACUCUUAUGCCCACUAUUAAACUUACCACCAUCUGCUUGUACUGUUUGA
Messenger RNA from Thelazia callipaeda (thelaziosis nematode), 228 nucleotides. NCBI's taxonomy places the organism in Eukaryota, Metazoa, Nematoda, Chromadorea, Rhabditida, Thelaziidae. The record is from the annotation of a GenBank genome assembly.